This is a messenger RNA of Parnassius mnemosyne (clouded apollo), 420 nucleotides long. The record is from the annotation of a GenBank genome assembly. NCBI's taxonomy places the organism in Eukaryota, Metazoa, Arthropoda, Insecta, Lepidoptera, Papilionidae.
AUGAAGAGCUGGCUGGAGACAGCCGGCAGCAUGGAGGAUGGACCGUUGCCUUGUAUGCUCGCUGAGCCAAGGGAAGCUCUAUUGCCUAUCACUGGAAGAGAGAAUUUAGCUCCAAGAAAACGAGACCGAACAUUAGAACCAUGCGCCUUAUCAGAAGAAGCGUAUCUCUCCAGUGGAACGGGAUCUCCUUGUGCUGGCCUUUCUCGAGAGGAGCGGAGGAGACGACGUCGCGCCACACUUAAGUACAGGACAGCACAUGCAACCAGAGAAAGAAUACGAGUAGAGGCAUUCAACGCUGCAUUUGCAUCGCUUAGACGCCUCCUACCAACCUUGCCACCGGAUAAAAAGUUAUCAAAAAUUGAAAUUUUAAGGCUUGCAAUAUGUUACAUAGCGUAUUUAAAUCAUGUGCUAGAUGCGUAA